Messenger RNA from Triticum urartu, 1934 nucleotides. The record is from RefSeq and is a predicted model, not a curated record. NCBI's taxonomy places the organism in Eukaryota, Viridiplantae, Streptophyta, Magnoliopsida, Poales, Poaceae.
UGCAGAGGUGACAGUAUCAGCCUGGUCCCCAACGGGGCCCUGAUCUCCGUCGCCGCUGCAGCACAUCGGCCAGCGCCCCUACUCCCGGCGAGGAUGCUUCCUCCGUCUCCGUCUCCAAAUCUACUAUACUACGGGACUGAAUCCCCAACCCGGGCGCAGAUCCGCGUUCACGCGGGGAAGAGAGGCACUUGGGUGCUCCCUGGUCAAAGAAAGAGACAACUCCGGCGAAUCUUUCUUCCCCGCUGGCGCUCACACUCGGCCACAUCCACUCCACACCUCGUCGCCGUCGACGUCGCCGUCGGCACUUAUUAGGCCGCGAGUCUGCAACCACUCGAUUCAGAGAACAAAAAGAAGAAUCUGCCCCCCUUCUCCAUUGUGCCUAUCUCUUCUUCCCGGCAAGCGUCGUGACCUCCUUGCUUACAGACGCUGUGUCACCGGCGGCAACGGGGUCCCUUGCAGACGGCGUUGGUACUUGAUACAGUGUUAUCUGUAUCCCCGUAAGAUCCGCCCGGGGAAGGACAGCAAUGGCGGCAGCGGCAGCCGUCGUCGGGGGCAUGGUUGCCUCGGGUGUCAUCAAGGUGGUGAUAAAACAGAUCGGCUCCGCCAUCGGCGGCAAGAUCAAGCUGCACAAGAACCUGAAAAGAGACCUGCAGAAGAUGCAGAUGACGCUGGAGUCGGUGGAGGCCGCGCUCAGCGACGCCGAGAGGCGGUCCAUCACCGACAGCUCGGCGCUGCUGUGGGUGAACCGGCUCAAGGCCGCCAUGUAUGACAUCUCCGACAUGCUCGACGACUUCCAAUCUGACACCCAGUCCCUGUUCGGAGCUAUGAGGAAGAGGAUCAGUAUGCCAGACAAGAUGAAAAAGAUGCAAAAGUGUCUACAGAAGAUAACAGAAGACCAUCAGAACUAUCGUCUAACGCCAGAAACUUGCACCAAUGAGCAGCAACUUCCUGAUAUCCGGGAAAAUGCAGGGACUAUGGUGGAAGCAGAAAUCAUCGGGAGGGCCGAGGAAAAACUGGAAAUCUUGGCUCGAUUGUCUGGGAGCACCAGUGAACAUACCACCUUUGUUCCCAUAUGGGGCUUUGGAGGCAUUGGAAAGUCCACCUUGGCAAGAUCGGUUUACAAUCAUCCUGAGUUUGAGAAACACUCUCGGGUAUGGAUCUAUGUUUCCCAGAUAUUUGACUUGAAAAAAAUUGGCAACACUAUAAUAUCACAACUAUCGAGACAACAGAGCCAGCAGAUACUUGAUCUGCACAGUAUUAACAUUCGCCUGCAAGAGCUACUUGCUGAGAAGAAGAAUGCUCUGAUCAUUUUGGAUGACCUGUGGGAGAAGCGUCCUUCUCAACUAGAAGAAUUAAAGUCUAUGCUGAAGCAGGGUAAGGGGUGCAAGGUGAUGGUUGUAGUUACCACACGUGAUGAAGGCAUUGCAAAUGAGAUCUCCACUGUUCAGUCUUACAACUUACCUCAAUUGUCAGAUGAGAUGUGCUGGGAAAUAAUGAGGCAAAAAAGUAAAUUUGAAACAAGAGAUGACAAAGAACGGCUGGAGCCAAUUGGAAAGGAUAUUGCAAAGAAGUGCAAAGGUGUAGCUUUAGCUGCUCAAUCACUUGGACACAUUUUGAAGUCCAAGUCUUAUGGAGAAUGGAAUUCGGUCAGAACCAAUCAUAUCUGGAAUCUAUCUACUUCUACAGAUGCAUCAUCUGGACAUGAAGUGCUUGGAUCCUUGCUGUUAAGCUACAACCUCAUGCCUCCAUACUUAAAGUUAUGCUUUGCUUAUUGUGCAAUCCUUCCAAAGGGUCGCAAAAUGAAUAAAUAUAAGUUAAUCCAUCAAUGGAUUGCUCUUGGAUUCAUGGAGCCAUCUAGUAUAUUCUCUAAUUGGCAACUCGGUGAAAGUUACAUUAUGCAGCUUCUGGAGAUGUCAAUUCUUCGACAUUCAAAG